Molecule: messenger RNA, 1368 nt
Organism: Ciona intestinalis (vase tunicate)
Lineage: Eukaryota; Metazoa; Chordata; Ascidiacea; Phlebobranchia; Cionidae
Source: RefSeq, a predicted model, not a curated record
GAAAAUACUGCUUAUACACUUGUUUCAAAAAUGUCAGCAUUCAAGUUGCGAAAGUCGAAAGCAGAGAAACAGAAGAAGCAAGAAUCUUCAUGGAUCUUGGAAGGAAUAGUUGGUUAUUUACAAAGUCCUGUUUGGCAUGUUCCAAUCAUGAACUUUAUCGAUGAACAUUGCGCAUGCUUUGAAAAUAAAGAAGAAAAUAAGUUUGAAUAUACUGACAUUCAUAUGAAGUAUAAACAAUUGAUGGAAAGACUACUUGCUGAUUACAUCAAAGAGUUAAAUAUUUCUAAAGAAGCUUUUUCUGAAGCUUGUAGUCAAGAUGGCUCAGUUGUGCAGCAUGUUGAAGGCCUCUUUGAAUACUUAUGGGCUGCAGAUGAUUUUCUACUUUUCAAACGGAUUAUGACCAAACACAACUUAGAAUUAGAGAUGCAAGCAAUUCAUAAUUUACAAAUAAAAGAAAUUAACGAUGAAACUCUGGACUCAGCUAUGUUCAAUGAAAUAUUAAGCAAAUCACAAGCUGCCUACCAAAGUGUGGUCGAUGACAUCAACAAACUUACAGCAGCUGAAGAAAACGACAUUCAACGCGCGAUUGAAUUUUCAAAACGAGAGAUGGAAAUAUUAAAAGCUCAAGCUGAGCAAGAACAAAAGAUGUUGGAAGAGGCCAUCAAGCUAUCUUUGCAAACCAGCCAAACACCAACUGGUGAUAAUUCAAACCAGACCAAACCAGUUCCUCCUACAGUGGACGGGGGGUUUAAAACUGAAGCUCCCAUAGUCCCUGUUUCUACUGCAAGCAUUCAAAAGGACGUACUUCCCAUCCAAGCCUCAAAAAGUCCGAAUACACCACACGUACUACUAGAUGACAAAGCUAAAGCUACAAACACACAAACUGCUGCUUUGGCUCCACUUACAAAGCUGCAUCGUACUAAUGCUAGUGCAGCUGCAAGCUGGAUCACAGAAGCUCAGAAAUCAACCGAAGGUUUAUUUGAUAAACCUGAAACCUCUACUACAAUACCUCAAGCAAGCAAUGUGAAUCAAGAUGAGCUCGAAAAACGGAAGCAGUAUUUGAAAAAACAACGCGACAAAAUAUUGGAACAAAAACGAAACAGCAGACAGGCAGAACUGAAAGAAUUUCAUGAAAACCAACCAGAACAAUCAUCAAGUGCAGAUAAAAAGAGUAAAAAUGAACAACCAGACGAUGACGCAUUGAACGCUCGUCUUGCUUUGGCUGCGAGAUUAAAAAGAGAAGUCAUUCGGCAGAAACAAACUUGAUGAAACUACCGUACUUGUUGUUAGUGUUUUACCGCAGUAACUUUAUGUUAAUAUUGCAAUGUAUACAGUAAAUACAAUUUAAUGUUGAAAAGUAAAAAAAAA